Molecule: messenger RNA, 441 nt
Organism: Aegilops tauschii subsp. strangulata
Lineage: Eukaryota; Viridiplantae; Streptophyta; Magnoliopsida; Poales; Poaceae
Source: RefSeq, a predicted model, not a curated record
AUGGGGCAACAGGGAGCGCCGGCGGAGGCCGUAGCCCGGCGCAGCGGGGCGAGGCUCACCAGCCGGCCGCGGCAGGUGGAGGCGAGCGCAGGGGGGCGGCGGCGCGCGGGCGCUGGGGCUGCAGAGGCGGGGGGGGCGAGCAACGGCGUGUGGUGGUUUGGCCGGAGCAGAGAGCCGCAGCAGGGGACGGGCAGCGGCGGCCACGCGCGGCCAUGGGCACAUGCGGGGGCGAGGGUGCGGGGCCGUGGCACGGACGAGGCACGCGGGAGUGCAAGCGGCGCAGGGGACAACAGGCAGUGGUGGCGCGAGGGAGUAGCGGGGAGGCAGCGGUGGUCUGCACGGGCGGCAGCGCUGGCGGAGCAGAGCCGCGGGGCGGGGCUUGGACGCACGAGCAGGGGAGGUCCGGCGCGGCUGCGGGGAGGCGAGCGGGAGGCGCGGUGA